AUGGCCAUCGGCUGCCCUAUUUGCAACCGUCGAAGGCCCCCGUCGCGAGCCAGAAACGACUCCGACACCAAAAUCGGCCGCUCAAGCUCGAACGAUGCCGUGACCGAUUCUGCGACCAUCACGGCUGCAACAGCGCAGCCGUCUCCUGUCGGGAAUCACGACAGCCACCCAUCAAGCGGCCCUAGCACCAGCAUCGCAACCGGUCUCUAUCACAAACCGGUUACAACACUGUCCACCACGAUGGAAGCGGAACUUUCUCCAGCCACCCAAGAUGGCGAAGAAGGCUCCAAAGGCAACUGGUAUCAUCCUCGCGGCCAGACUCAGGUCGACCACCAGUCCGUUGGCGACGACGAAGCUGAGGAGGGCGGCUACCAUGGGAUGGAGAUGGAGACCUGUGGCACGUCAGAGGAAGAAGAGGACCGCUAUGAUUCCAUGGACGAGUGCCUUGACGAGCCCGACGAUGAGGAUCUAGAGGACGCCGACGAGGAUCUCCAAGAGGACGACGACGACGACGACUGGGAGGAUUGUGUCGACUGGGAGUCGCACAAUCUGUUCUGGUUCGGCGUCCGCGAGCUGACCUGGACCCCCCUCCCUCCCUUGAAGUCGAUCUUGAAGAAGCCGGCGGCCGAAGACACAUCGUCGACCACCCCUCACAAUCAAGCGGCAGAUGAGGCUUCGGGCAGGCGAAGAGUCACUUUCCGAAACAACAUGCCAUCCUACCGGUGGGAGAAGGGCGCCAACGCCCCGUACUGGAAGCGAGCAAGGUCCCGCUCGCCAAUCCUUCUGGGGUUCCACUAG
Molecule: messenger RNA, 798 nt
Organism: Diaporthe batatas
Lineage: Eukaryota; Fungi; Ascomycota; Sordariomycetes; Diaporthales; Diaporthaceae
Exons: 1
Coding region: 1-798 (265 amino acids)
Source: RefSeq, a predicted model, not a curated record